Molecule: messenger RNA, 1553 nt
Organism: Seminavis robusta
Lineage: Eukaryota; Bacillariophyta; Bacillariophyceae; Naviculales; Naviculaceae
Source: the annotation of a GenBank genome assembly
AUGAUCCGUUUAUCGACUGUGCAGUGAAGGCAAAGAAACACACGAGUUCGCUAAGUUACCGGUACUGGUACUAGUACCUGGUACAUGCAUGUAUGCGAUGGAUACGUUGCGGAAGGAUGAGAGGCACACAAAUUUAGAUUCGAAAACACAAUUUCACUCACAAAUCAAAAAACUUUCAACAUCAAGAGAAGAUAGCAAAAGUCACCAUGGCACCUCUUUCGGUACUCAUUCGGCGCUUCUGGCUAGCGGUGGUGCUGCCAAUGAUCUUUCACUUGAGCCCAACUACCAAUGCCGUCAGCCUGGACCAUGACGUCCAACAAAGAUCCAUGUUGGAAGAAAGCACCUUGCCUUUCCUGCUGGUCUGGCGCCUUGAGGUGAAUUCAGCGUUUGAUCGUCAGCCAAAGAUGCGAGAAUACGGGGGAGUGGCUCAAGCCACGGCGCAAUGGCUGACAGACACUCUUCCAAUCUUGGAAUCAUUCAAUAGUGCUCAAACCAGUUUGAAAGAAGUCAUGGCUACAGUUUCAGCGGCCACUUGGGAUCCUUCACGUUCCAUUGGCCCUCACACCAUCAGUUUGAAUUGCCUAGUGGUCCUUGAAAACGAGCAGAGACUUUCCACGGAUCAUCUCAGUGAACUGAUCGGGGACAUUGGACGUGAUGAGCUGUCAGCCUUUGUCACUCAAUACAUCCGAAUCAUAGGACCUUCGACAAGUGUUUUCCAAUACACAAGUCAACCGGCAACCUUUGUCUCGCAGGUUUCCUCAAUGGGCAACGGCAACGCGCCACAGCCGGCUCCGAUUGAGUUGACCCCAGCAUCGCCAGCAGCCUCUCCGUCCGCCAUGGGUGCCCCACAGCAGGACCGAACAGGCGGCACUUUUCUCAAUCCAGUACUCUCGCCAGCUGCUGCCCCCACCGCCGCCAAUGGGCAGCAGCCAACCCCAGCCCAAAACCCCAUGGGCAGCUUGUCCUCCAACAACAACGUCUUCUCGACAACUCCUGGAGUCUUCUCGUACGGUGGAACGGGCUUGGCCAGUCGCGGACCGACACCAGCGGAAUUGGCAGGUUUACUCGAGAGUACUCGCAGCUUUCUCGAGUCCUCCCUCCAAGCUCACUAUGCCCAAGAAGCACCGAGGAACGGCGCGUUUGUGGGUGUCACAAUGGAAUGGACUGAAACCGAAUUCCUGUCCUCUUCGACACUCUCCCAUGUUUUGCGUGCCGAUAUUCACUUGUGGUAUCACCCAAGUCUUCCCACCGAAUGGGUGGACUACUACAUUUUCCUCUUGACCGAUAUGUUGGGCGGUGCAAACACUCCAACCUACGUCCUCAACCAUGUGCGCCAGUCAAGCGACAGCAUCUACCGAUCCGUGCAACAGUUCACCUUUGACUUUCGCGUAUAGAACUAGCUAGCUUGCUGAUGGCGAAUGCUUUUCAUGCCUGUUGGCUGCUUCAAGAGAGGCUAUUAGAUGGCUAGCAAUACCUGCUCUUUCAGGGCCAAAGAAUAGAUCUAUCCUGCAAUAGAUGUAAAGUGAAACUAGAUCUUGAAUGCCUUUCUCGCU